Molecule: messenger RNA, 1131 nt
Organism: Ectocarpus sp. CCAP 1310/34
Lineage: Eukaryota; Phaeophyceae; Ectocarpales; Ectocarpaceae
Source: the annotation of a GenBank genome assembly
AUGGAUAUGCUGCACAUCUUAACAGUGUCGAACGAACAUGACCGCAUACGUCACCUCCAAAGGUUUCCGGCGGGUCAUCUUCCGCGGAUCUUGUCUGUAUCAACGCAGAUAUCGAACAUCGGAUUUUUCGACACCAACGACAAGCAUGUGGAAAAAGCGGUUCCACAAGACACGUUGUUCAUCCACGGCAGUACGCGCAGUGGUGGGAGUGUCGUGUCUUCUCCCGUGAAGCAUGCGCCUAGACCACGUCAUAGCAGCAGCAACUGCACUGAUGGUCGUGGUUCAAGACCCUCCUCUGGGAAAUCGGCAGGUAUCUCUACAAUCUUCGACGAAAGCUGCUCUGUGGAAUGGUCAUCGACAGGACCACGCUUCGGGGGUCACAACUGUGGCGCAGGCAAUGCUUCACAGUAUGGCAGCAACUAUCGGCUUUGCUACACCAACAGUGAGGAGGCCUCGGCCGAAGAAAGCAUGCUUGCGUUGUCCUCCGUAAGUACCUCGGCGUCGGAUGCCCAUGUCGUCAUGUGCGGCACGAGGAACCCACCCUCCGGUCCAAGCUGCUCUGCUGGGUGUGAGGACAUCAUCGACACGGUGUGUGACUAUCGAUGUGGAAGUGGGCUCUACGGGGAUCUGCACUGCAACUGGAGAGGUCUUGGGAAGACGUGUCGUCUGUGCUUCCACGAUGUUUCAGUGGCUUAUCUUGCUGAUGAAGCCGUAAAAGCUCAGGGUGGACGGGUAAUCCUUUGCAACACCCUCGAGCCCCCACUUUCUAUUGGGACUGAAGCGAUUGCAAGGAGAAACAAAUCUGGGGGUAGCAGACUUGCUUCCUUCAUCCCGGAGAAUCACGAUGGCAUCGUUUCGCAGACAGACGGUAUUUUUGACGAUCCUCUCCCCACGAUUCUCUCCAGCAGCAUGCGUGGUCAAAUGUGCGCGUUCAUGCGUGGCUACUUCGAAUUCUUGUCUGAGACGACAAGUUCAGUGCGCAGCGUUCUGGAGUUCAUGCCGGCCAUGCGCGUGGCGGUUGUUUCCCAUCCAAGUGACUUUCAUUUGUUAACAGGUCAGAGUCCGCCGCCCCUUUCCAACAGGUGCAACCCUAGCCCCAAGCCAAAUCGGAGCGCCGAACGAGUUUUGUAA